AAACGUGAAAGGUUCCCACUUUGUAACCUAAAUAGCUUCACCGAACGGGAACCUCAAGGUUGUCUUUGUUUCCAAGGGACUUUAUUUGUAAGGAACACAGUGUUCCGUGUCGUAAGUUUGCAAAAUAGGUAAGUAACACAAGCUAAAUCCAUCCAAAACACAGCUCGUUCUUUGUGUUAAAUGAUUUGCCGUCUGUUUUUGUUGGAGCCAAUGGAGCUGUUUAGCAGCUAAUGUACGAUGUCUGGGUUGUUGUAGCAGUUUUAGCUGUUUUUAGCCCGGUUUUUAGCGGUUUUAUUUAGUUUAGCCUGGGCUCAUUUGCAAACAUGGAGCAGACUGCCAGCGUCAACGCAGAUCCUGGCCAUCGCUCAGUCACUAAUGGUCGUUGCUCUCAGUGGCGCAACUGGACUGGAUUUUGGUUCCUUGGAUUGUGCAACAACUUUGCCUAUGUGGUAAUGCUGAGCGCUGCCCAUGACAUCCUCAAAAAACAAGAGUCAGAAAAUGCCACAGCACCUACACCACCCACAGUGGCUGUGGAUUUCCAAGGCAGGAACAGUAGCAACAGUAGCCGCUAUGACUGCAAUCCUGUCUCUACUGCGGCUGUCCUGUUAGCUGACAUCCUCCCAACGCUUGUCAUCAAGCUGUUUGCUCCUUUUGUAAUCCACAACCUGCCUUAUGGUGUCAGAGUGUUGUUCUGUGUCAUCGUGGCAGCUACAAGUUUCCUCCUUGUGUCCUUAUCGACUGCCGUCUGGAUCAGCAUUCUAGGAGUGAUCUUUGCCAGUAUCAGCGCUGGACUGGGAGAACUGUCCUUCCUCUCUCUCACUGUCUUCUUCACCAGGGAUGUACUGGGAGGUUGGGGCUCGGGUACUGGUGGUGCUGGUGUUGCUGGAGCCUUCCUCUACUCAGGCUUCACCCAGAUUGGCCUGUCACCCCAGAUCACACUUCUCAUCAUGCUGGUGGUCCCAUUCGCCAUGUUGAUUAGCUAUUUCAUCCUGCUGGUUCCUCCACCUUCAUUACCUCAGUGGAGAAGCAGGGCGAUGGAGUAUACAGCUGUGGGCUCAGAGGAGAGACAGCGGCUGGUGGAUGAUUCAGAUCAAGAGCAGCAGGAGAAAUCAACCCCAACAGAUGACAGGAGCACCGGACCUCUCACCAUCACAGAGAAACUGCAUGUCAUCAGAGGUUUGCUGAAGUUCGUGUUUCCCCUGGGGCUGGUUUACUUUGCAGAGUACUUCAUCAACCAGGGCUUGAUGGAGCUCCUGUAUUUCCCAAACUUUUUCCUGUCCCACGCAGAGCAGUAUCGCUGGUACCAGACACUGUACCAGGUAGGUGUGUUGGUGUCUCGAUCCUCCCUGUGCUGUGUGAAGAUCAGGAAACUGUGGGCUCUCUCUUUGCUACAGGUGGUGAAUGCGGUGUUGCUCCUAUUUGCAGUACGUUACCAGUUCCUGCCCAGUGCCUGGCUGGUGUUUGUUAUUGUCCUCUAUGAGGGUCUGCUGGGUGGAGCUGCGUAUGUCAACACCUUCUACUUCAUCAGCAAAGAGACUGAAGACAGACAGAGGGAGUUUGCCAUGGCUGCUGCCAGUGUAGGAGACAGUCUGGGCAUAGCUCUGGCUGGAGUCGCUGCUUUCUUUGUCCACAGAUAUUUCUGUUCGCUCUGACCCCGCCCACACACUGACCAGCAGGAUGAAUAAGAGAGACGUGGGUGUCUUCCAUUUAAGGGAUGUUUUUUGAUCGGAAAUGAAAAAAGCAGACUCUACUCCUACGUAACAUUGACUCCACAAACUGUAUUAAAUGUGGAUUCCUAAUCACCAUGAGUGAGCCAGAGAGAUGAGGACUCACUUACCAGCUUGUCCUUUUCACCACCUCCCAAUGAUCAACCAAUGCGGCUUUUUGAGGUACAUGUUGAAUCAUCCUUUGAGUAGGUGUGAUCACAGUGGUUUGCCAUACAAUAGGAAGCCAGGGUAAGGUCCCAUAUAAUGCUCAUUUUCAAGCUCAUACUUUUAUUUGGUACUACUAGAAAAGGUUUACACAUGUUGGAGGUUUGCUGGUUUGCACAAACUGCACUGACAGCCUGUU
Molecule: messenger RNA, 2070 nt
Organism: Seriola dumerili (greater amberjack)
Lineage: Eukaryota; Metazoa; Chordata; Actinopteri; Carangiformes; Carangidae
Gene: cln3
Product: CLN3, battenin
Exons: 15
Coding region: 324-1652 (442 amino acids)
Biological process (GO): regulation of intracellular pH; lysosome organization
Cellular component (GO): membrane; lysosome
Source: RefSeq, a predicted model, not a curated record